Messenger RNA from Fusarium sp. VM40, 1185 nucleotides. The record is from the annotation of a GenBank genome assembly. NCBI's taxonomy places the organism in Eukaryota, Fungi, Ascomycota, Sordariomycetes, Hypocreales, Nectriaceae.
AUGUCGAGCCUUCUCGAGCCCAUCACCAUCGGCGGCAAGCUCGCGCUGAGAAAUCGCAUCGUCAUGGGUUCUAUGACACGCAACCGCUGUUUGGACGCGUACAAGCCUGGCCCAGCCCAGGUAAAGCACUACGCUGAUAGAGCUCGGGACGGAACUGGUUUGAUUGUGACUGAGGGCACUUUUGUUGAUUGGACCGGCUGCGACUGGAGUUACUCGCCAUUCAUGAUCAACGACCACCAUUCUAGGGCUUGGCGAAAAGUUACAGAUGCUGUGCAUGAAGUGGGAGGCAAGAUAUUCUUCCAGGCCUGGCAUGCAGGUCGCUGUCAGCAUGAUCAGAUGCCUAUCAUGAAGGAACAUGGUGGCCGAGUCUUGGCGCCUUCGAGCAUCAAAGCCGAUGCAGGUAAAUAUCGUGCUUUGCAAGGUGCUACAGGAUACACCGAAAACGUCGAGGAAAUUAAGGAUCCGCGGGAGGUCGUUGAAACCUAUAGACGUUCCAUGCAACUCGCUAAAAAGGCGGGCUUUGACGGCGUUGAGCUGUUGGCUCAAGGCGGGUACUUGCCACAGCAGUUCCUCAAUACGCGUGCGAACAAGCGGAUAGAUUCUUAUGGUGGCUCAGUGGAAAACAGGUCCCGUUUUCUUCUUCAGGUCGUCGAGGCUGCAAGUCAAGUAUUUGGCGGAUCCGGAUUUGUCUGUGUCAAGCUCAACCCUACGGAUUUCUACAAUGAUUCAAUUGUAGACUUUGACGAGAUGAAAGACACAUACAACUACUUGAUCAAAGAGCUAGUGUCCCUCAAGGUUGGAAUCGUUAACCUCUCUCGGCGUGGUAUCGAUUCAAAUGCGGGAACCGGUGACUUCUUCGGUCGAAGUGACCGCCCUUCUGGAUACCCUCUACCCCCAGGCUACGAUCCGGUACUUGAUUUCGGGAGACUGGUCAAGUUCCCGGGAAGCCCUUCCAUGCUCAUGGCCAACCAUGACUACACAGUAGAGGAGGCCGACAGAUUGGUCAAAGAAGGCAAACUUGAUAUGAUUACAUUCGGCAGACCCUUCAUCUAUAAUCCCGAUGUCGUCACCCGUAUUCAACAUGGAAUUCCUCUCGCUACCAACGAUCGCGGCCCGACUGUCCACUAUGGACCGUAUAAGACACCUGACGAAAACUACAACGACUGGCCGGCUGCUAAGAUCUAG